UCUCUACCUUUGAACAAGCAACCACCGUCGGCGACAUACUUUGCUUCUGUUGCUAUGCAUAUUGUCCUGUGGAGCUGCACAAGUCAAACCUGUACCUGAACGAGUUUUUCGUGGGUGGCACAUCCAAGAAGAGCAAAGCAAGGAGGAGAGAAGGGUGACGAGCAGCUCGGAGGGACAAACAAUGGCCUCUUCCUGCGCUGCCUGCAAAGGCUCCGGCGACAGGAAGAAGAAGAAGCAGCAGAAGAAGCCGAAGUGCGAGCUGAUCGGCUACGAGUCGCUGCCGGAGUGGCUCAAGGACAACGAGUUCAUCCACGGCUACUACCGCUGCGAGUGGCCAAUGCGGGAGACUAUCCUCAGCAUCUUCUCCAUCCACAACGAGACCCUCAACGUCUGGUCACAUUUGGUAGGAUUCCUGCUGUUCUUGUGCCUGACGGUCCUCACGGCAAUGGUGAUCCCAAGUGACGGCAUUAGCGGCACAUUUGAAGAUGCUUCGUCGGCGAGGAGCUACUGGGGAGAUCUGAUGUCGAUGGCCAACAUGACGGGGGUGCUGAAACAUGAGGCAGCUGCUGCGUGCCUCCUCCUGCCUCCAGCUGCUACAGAUUUGUCUGAAAACGAGGAGAAGAUCCCAACCAGCUGUCCACCCAACACAUCCUCCUCGCCCUCUCACCAUCACGUUGCCUUGAUCCAGGAAGACGCCGGCCGGGCGCCACGGGCUGCGGACGCCGCCUCUGCCGAUCCGAUCACACGGUGGCCGCUGUUCGCGUACCUGUGCGGCGCAAUGGUGUGCCUGCUGACGAGCAGCGCGUGCCACCUUGUGCUGUGCCACUCGGAGCGGACGGCGUACGUGACGCUCAGGCUGGACUACGCCGGCAUCGCCGCCCUGAUCGUCACCUCUUUCUACCCGGUUGUCUACUACUCCUUCCUGUGCCACCCGGGGCUCCAGCGGCUCUACAUGGGCUUCAUCACCGCAUUCGGCGCCUCGGCGGUCACGGCGUCGUUGGUGCCGGCGUUCCAGGCGCCAGAGCUGCGGCCGCUCCGCGCCGCGCUCUUCUCCUUGAUGGGCGUGUCCGGGUUCGUCCCCGUGGCGCACAAGCUCCUGCUCUACGGCGGCCGCCAGGAGGCCGUCGUGACGGCGGGGUUCGAGGCGCUCAUGGGCGUGCUCUACGGGCUCGGCGCCGCGGUGUACGCAUUGCGCGUGCCGGAGCGGUGGUUCCCCGGGCGGUUCGACCUUGUCGGGCACAGCCACCAGCUGUUCCACCUCUUCGUCAUCGCAGGCGCGUACGCGCACUACCUGGGCGGCGUCGAGUACCUCAGGUGGAGGGACGCCGACAAGUGCUGGUGA
Lolium rigidum is the source of this 1342-nucleotide messenger RNA. RefSeq names its product heptahelical transmembrane protein 4-like. Gene Ontology annotation, molecular function: signaling receptor activity. The transcript is spliced from 3 exons. Lineage: Eukaryota; Viridiplantae; Streptophyta; Magnoliopsida; Poales; Poaceae. Gene Ontology annotation, cellular component: membrane. Bases 182 to 1342 code for a protein of 386 amino acids. The record is from RefSeq and is a predicted model, not a curated record.